Messenger RNA from Fulvia fulva, 252 nucleotides. RefSeq lists its product as uncharacterized. Bases 1 to 252 code for a protein of 83 amino acids. NCBI's taxonomy places the organism in Eukaryota, Fungi, Ascomycota, Dothideomycetes, Mycosphaerellales, Mycosphaerellaceae. The transcript has 2 exons. The record is from RefSeq and is a predicted model, not a curated record.
AUGGUGCUUUGGACUUAUGGGAUGAUGCUGCGUAAUGCUCCCUGGACGGGUCAGCUGAAGGUGUUCUUGGAUGAGGGGAGGAGUGGUGAUGUUGAGACAUUCAUACUCAUGGGGAAGGGGCAUGUGGAAUCUGUGCUUGCGACGGGGAUUGCUUUGUUUGAGGGCAACUAUCCAAACGAGUUACAGGGCAACCUGCCGCAGCUUGUGAGGUCGUUGUGUGAGUUGAUGCGGGAGCUUGUCACUUUGAAGUAG